AGUGCCUCCUGAAAACCCAGCCCUCCCGGGGCGGCCCCGCAGUGCCAGGGACCCGGGGAGCCACCGCCGCCUGUGCGCUCCUCCGAUCUUCUCUCGCCCAGCACCCAGGCUGCCAGUCCGCCAGCCCGUCCCACGGGCCGUCCCACCGUCCCACCGUCCCAUCAUCAGUCAGUGCGCCCGGAGCCAUGACCGCCGAGAAGGCGCUGCCCAUCGGCAAUGGCAAAGCGGCGGAGGAGGCGCGGGACCCCGAGGCCUCCAGUGCCAGCCUGGUGCCCAGCCGCGACAAGAAGGUCCACGAGCGUGGCCACUGGAACAACAAGGUGGAGUUCGUGCUGAGCGUGGCGGGAGAGAUCAUCGGGUUGGGCAACGUGUGGCGCUUCCCUUACCUGUGCUACAAGAAUGGAGGAGGUGCUUUCCUGAUUCCAUAUGUGGUGUUUUUUAUCUGCUGUGGAAUACCUGUAUUUUUCCUGGAGACAGCCCUGGGGCAGUUUACUAGUGAAGGUGGCAUUACAUGCUGGAGGAAAAUUUGUCCCUUGUUUGAAGGCAUUGGCUAUGCAACUCAAGUGAUUGAGGCCCACUUAAAUGUAUACUAUAUCAUCAUUCUAGCCUGGGCUGUUUUCUACCUGUUCAAUUGCUUCACCACAGAGUUACCCUGGGCCACCUGUGGGCAUGAAUGGAAUACAGAUCACUGCGUGGAGUUCCAGAAGCUGAAUAUGAGUAACUGCAGCCAGCUGUCCCUCCAGAAUGCCACCUCACCCGUCAUGGAAUUUUGGGAGCGCAGAGUCCUCGCCAUCUCCGAUGGGAUCGAGCACAUCGGUAACCUCCGCUGGGAGCUGGCUCUGUGCCUCCUCGCCGCCUGGACCAUUUGCUAUUUCUGCAUUUGGAAGGGGACCAAAUCCACAGGGAAGGUCGUGUAUGUCACCGCCACAUUCCCCUACAUCAUGCUUCUAAUUCUUCUCAUUCGAGGGGUAACAUUGCCAGGAGCUUCCGAAGGGAUCAAGUUUUACCUCUACCCUGAUAUCUCUCGGCUCUCUGAUCCUCAGGUCUGGGUAGAUGCUGGAACUCAGAUAUUUUUCUCCUAUGCCAUCUGCCUGGGAUGCUUGACCGCACUGGGAAGUUACAACAAUUAUAAUAACAAUUGCUACAGAGACUGCAUCAUGUUGUGCUGUCUGAACAGUGGCACCAGCUUCGUCGCAGGGUUUGCCAUUUUCUCAGUCCUUGGCUUCAUGGCGUAUGAACAGGGGGUGCCCAUUGCCGAGGUAGCAGAAUCAGGGCCAGGACUAGCCUUUAUUGCCUACCCCAAAGCGGUCACCAUGAUGCCCCUUUCUCCUCUGUGGGCUGCCUUGUUCUUCAUGAUGCUCAUCUUCCUGGGACUGGACAGCCAGUUUGUGUGUGUGGAGAGCCUCGUGACGGCAGUGGUGGACAUGUACCCAAAGACUUUUCGGCGUGGCUAUCGGCGGGAACUGCUCAUCUUGGCUCUGUCCAUCGUCUCUUACUUCCUUGGCCUGGUCAUGUUAACAGAGGGUGGCAUGUAUAUCUUCCAGCUGUUUGACUCCUAUGCAGCCAGUGGGAUGUGUCUCCUCUUUGUCGCUAUCUUUGAGUGUGUCUGCAUUGGUUGGGUUUAUGGAAGCAAUCGCUUUUAUGACAACAUUGAAGACAUGAUUGGCUAUAAGCCACUAUCCCUAAUAAAGUGGUGCUGGAAAGUCGUGACCCCAGGCAUCUGUGCAGGAAUCUUCAUCUUCUUCCUGGUGAAAUACAAGCCCCUCAAGUACAACAAUGUGUACACAUACCCCAACUGGGGCUAUGGGAUCGGCUGGAUGAUGGCGCUGUCUUCUAUGGUCUGCAUUCCACUUUGGAUCGUCCUCAAGAUGUGGCAAAUUGAGGGCACGCUCCUGGAGAAAUUCAGGAAGUUGAUAGUGCCCAGCCCAGACUUGAAGAUGAGAGGGAAGCUUGGCACCGGCCCACGAACGGUUACUCUAAAUGACUGUGAUGCCAAACUCAAAGGCGAUGGAAACAUUUCUGCCAUCACAGAAAAGGAGACACAUUUCUGAGAGACCUCUCUUCGACUGGGAUUUUUUUUUUCUGUAUAAAUGAAGAAAUAAACUACUUCACUUAAAUAUAGGAGUUCGCUUGUUUUGCACAAAAAAAAAUUAACAAGUUAAUUUUAAAGUGAAUACUGUCUACUUGUUUAAAAGUCAUUAUUUUUAAUUAUUAUGUAAGUAACAGUCACAAAGAGAUAAUAUUGUAUGGGACACUAGCAAAAACUUCUUGUAACGUGGUGAUUUUAAUUGUCAUUUUAGGAAUUAGGAAGGUCUGUAAAAUGGACUGUCAACCUUUUAUACUUGGGUUUGGGGGAUGGGGUGACCUUGUGCAGAUUUAAUUAUGCUUCUAAUUCAUUUCCACAGACCAUUGUGGACCAUCUCCUUUCCAAUGUAUGUCUAUAAAGGGGCCUGCUGUUUCCUUCUCUGUACAUUGGAGUGAAGCUUCCACUCAGUUCUUGCCAUCUUCAUUUCAGCCCCAGCCUCCAGAUCAUAGGAUUUAGAACUUGAAGAGAAUUUAGGAAUAAUUGAGUCCAAGCCUCUCAUUUCACAAACAGCUGGAGAGUUUGCAUCUACGUAGCAAAGCCAGACUCUACAGACCCUGAGGUAUAAAAAACCCCUCUAGACUGGACAUGAGGAACCCUGAGAUGGAGUUUCAGCUCCUCCGGUCACUCACUGUGUGAGCUUAGCCACCACAUCCCUCAUCUGUGCAGUGAGGGCACUGGACUAGGUAACCUCUGAGGUCCCUUCCAACCCUUAUGUUCUCCUAUUUUCCAAUUGCAAAGCCACAGAACCAGGCAAGAUGUGGUGGGUGGGAGGCUGUAUUUGAGAGAUGACUACUCUUCAAAUCAGUAUCAAGGUCAUUGUUUUGUGGGAUGUAUUUCUCUUUAGCCUUACAGGCUUCAGGUCAAAUUGGACCAACUGGCUCUUACCUAGGGAGUCCCUCCUCCACAGAUUUUCUUUCUCUGUUUUAAGUUGUCCUUUAAUACUCCAUCAGUAUUUCUCUUCCACUUUGGAUGGAAACAUCUACUGUUUCUCUUUAAUUCUGUAAGCAAGGGAAUAAUGAGAGAAGGUCCAACUCCCUGGAGAGGGUUAAUCAGAAAAAGAAGUAGUUAAUGCGAUAAGCUGUCAUUCUGUUGUUGUUUUUUUCCUGGAAACAUGUGACCUUCAGCCCACAAUCAUAUUUGAAAAGUGAUUGGACUAGAUCGACAAGGUGGAAGGACAUGUUCAAAACUUCUUUAUCAAACUAUUCCAGUCAGAGUGGCAUUACUUUAAUAUUUCAAGAGACCGGUCUCAUACUACCUAGGAGAGAAAAACAAAACUCUGAACAAGCCCUAAAUUCUUGCCAAAUUUCUGCCACUGGUAAGAUCUUGGGCAAGUAAUUUCCUCUCUUUGAACAUCAGUUUUUCCAUCUGCAAAACAAGAGCUUGGGAUUACAUACUUCUUAAGGUCUCUUCUAGCUCUAACAUACUAUUGUUGUCUUGCUUUUUGUUAUAUAUUUUUAUUGGGGCUGGGAACUAGAAUUCAUCCCCAUAUAUGAUAUGUAUGUGGCUCAAGCUACCUGAGAUUAUUUCUAGAUUUGCAGAUACCCAUCCCCCCCCCCAAAUGGAGAGGCAGGCUUAGAGUCAAGAACACCUAGAUUCAAGUUUCACCUCUCAUAUAGACUGGCUUAACCCUAGACAAGUCCCUUAGCCUCUCAGUGCUCUGGGCAACUCUCUAAGGCUUUAAUUGGCACAGCAGGUGAAGAUCUACUUUAGUAGUGGGGGUUUCUUUAUGUAUUAAUGAAAUCAUAGGUUCAAACAAAAAAAAUAAAACAAAAUAAAACAAAACCUUCCCUGUUCCCAAAUCUUAGGGGGUUUACCAAAUGUCCCAUGUCUUAAAAAUAAAUCAAAUGAUAGAAAUGAUGAACUUCAUCUUAUUUUUUAAUAUUAUAAAAUCUAUAGAUAUGCAUUUAUUCUUUCAAAAGAUCAGAGUCAUUGUAUGUUCUACUGGAUCUGUAGAAAUAUCCUUCAGCCUUAAAUGAUUUCAUCCUUUCCAUGAUACUUUUUUUCAGUCUUUCACAUUUCUAAGCAAGUAGGACUGACUCUGUGUCAUAGGGCAAGUCCUGAUACUUAUUAGCUUGGGUGACUCUUCACCUACCUGGGUCUCAGUUUCUUUCUCUAUAAAAAGAGUGAAUUGAGCUUAAUGGUCUCAAAGAGUUCCUUCAAGCACUAAUGACCUAUGAUCUUUCUUUUUGGUUGGUCUCUUGGUUGGGUUUGGGUUUCCAUAUCAUUUUAUUAUUUCUUCCUUCUCACUUGGUUGGGGGAUGAAGAGGGGAUAGUUGGUCAUGUGAAGGAGAGUUUAGAAAUGACAGAUUUUUCUCAUGCAGAUGUUGUAAGAAUGUUCUCCCCCACCCUUACUAUUUCCUUCAUGUUAUUUGAGCCCUUUCUCUCUCCCUCUGCUUUGACUUUUCCUCACCUCUCACUUUCCAAGAUUCUCUUCUUCUAUUAGCCAAUGACAGUACAAGAGCCUUUUGGUCACCUUCCUCAAUAAAGAUCUGUUCCAUCUUUCCACUAUUUCUCUCUUCCAGGAUAAUUCCUGCCUGCUGUCAGUAGUCAAUUGCUGAGUCUUUUAUUUUUAUCCUUAAUGCUUAAUUCUUUCUUAGUUUCUUCCAAGUGGCUCUAUGUCCAAGUUAAAAGUGGAAAAAACAUCCUCCCACAAUUGAGCAUGGUUUAUGAAGGAAGUAUCUAGAGUAAACUAUAGUCAAAUGGAUUCUUUGAUCUUUCUUGGUAGCUUCUAAGCACAUCCUUCUAUUCUAUGCUUGAUUUUUUUUUCAAACUGAUAUUUUUGUUUCUUAAUCAUGAUUUUAAUUUUGAGGAGAAAGACUUUUUAGCCUCUUGCCAUUAGCUCGCUGAUAGCCCAGAGUAAAUCACAUGCCCUCUCCGAAUCACAAUUACUUCAUUUAUAAAAUGAGGGGUUUGGAUGAGAGCAUUUGUAGGGUUCUUUCUUGCUUCCUGUGUUUCCUGGAGAUGUGAGCUUUCCAAAGUCAGAACUUUUGAGUUAUGGUAUUGGGGCUGAAAAGGGGAAACUUUGUUUACAUCAUAAUGUUUGAAGGAAACAGAACAUGAUCUCAUCCUAAAGUUUCCAAAAUCAGCUCAGUUAUCUGCUCUGGCCAGAAACUAUACCAAGUUCAAUUAUUUUGUUUUGCUGGCCCUCAGUUCCCCAUGACCUAGGCUCUCCCUCUUCAGUCCUCAUUCUGAUCUGGCAUCCCAUCUCCAGAGAGGUAGCAAGAUGCCUCCCUCAGGGAUCUUAAGUCUCAACAUAUGCCCUAUGUCUUGGGUUCAUGUCUGUCUUCACUAAGUAAGCAUUCCAACAAAUCCUGGGUUCAGAAGGUCUUCUGACUCUGCUGCUAUAGACUGUUUCAUCCAUCCACAGCUUUAUAUACAUACAUGUGGUACCACUUGGUCUGGAGUUACUAAUAUGCUGGGGGCUCAGUUUGUGUGCAUUUAACACCUGAACUGCUUAACAUUUUAUUCAUGGCACACAGGAGGGAUUUUCCCCCCAAAUUUCCUACUAGUGUUUGUGUACCUUCUUUGGAAACAAACAAAAAGAUACAAAAGAGAAUUAUGUUCUUGUGGUGAUGACUUUUUUGAUAUUCAUAUAGAAGCAAUAGAUCCUUUCAAAGAUAUUUACAGUAUUAUUAAAGAAAGGGUUGUAUUACUGUUUUACACAGCCGAAGUUUUUAUUUGGUAUUCAAAGGGCACGCAAAUUUUUGUCUGCUUACUCAUUUUUAAAAAUUAAAGAAGUGAACAAUGUA
Molecule: messenger RNA, 5835 nt
Organism: Dromiciops gliroides (monito del monte)
Lineage: Eukaryota; Metazoa; Chordata; Mammalia; Microbiotheria; Microbiotheriidae
Gene: SLC6A11
Product: solute carrier family 6 member 11
Exons: 14
Coding region: 186-2051 (621 amino acids)
Biological process (GO): sodium ion transmembrane transport; neurotransmitter transport
Cellular component (GO): plasma membrane
Molecular function (GO): gamma-aminobutyric acid:sodium:chloride symporter activity
Source: RefSeq, a predicted model, not a curated record